Molecule: messenger RNA, 7196 nt
Organism: Amoebophrya sp. A120
Lineage: Eukaryota; Dinophyceae; Syndiniales; Amoebophryaceae
Source: the annotation of a GenBank genome assembly
UCUGGCAUUACACGUACUAGUGCAGCUGAUAGCUCGCCGAACAGUUUAUGCCGGACAAGAUGAAGAUUAUAAUUGCAUCCGACUAGGAAAUAAAAUACAAAGAUCCAGCUCCCCAGAAAAUGAUGGACCAGUACAGUACUAUGAUGCCUAUGUCUCUACCAGGCCAGGAAGAAAACGGCUCUUCUUCCGGGGACUCAAUGCAGUGGGCGGUAGAGCCGCUGCUAGAAAGCCCGCUGUAUUCCCAGCAGGGUCUUUCCCUCCUUGCUCUCCUGAAUGCGCCAACGCGGUCCAGCGCGGAGAUUGAGCCACACAUCGCAGCGACGCUGCAGAUGGUACUCAGAGACAUUUGACUGCUCAAACACUAAUUAGGAGUCCGACCUGAUCAGAAGCAGAUGGACUUUGUCACGCUCACUUUCUAAAUGCUGCGAUCUUCUAGGAUAUGAAAGAGACAUGGUUAUUUGCAGCAACUUCACGCACUUCUUCGUCGAGAUGAUAUUAACAUGCAAUUUCAGGUAUCCCGUUCGGUUCUGGACAAACUCGCGACGCGCUUGUUGGUGCACUGGAAGACGAAUCACACCGAGGAGCGGAGAAGAAUCGCCGGUCAGCAGCAUGUUGGCUCACAACUGCAGUCUGCCUACUUGGCUAAGGAACACACGACCGUGGUGGACCCGAAGUUGGCAGUUGCAAAUCGUGAUUCUUUGGCAACUUCUACGUUAAAUUCCAAUACCGCACUAAACGCUCCUCGCCUGUCCGCCGCCGGAGUAAGAACUGGCCCGACGCCGACGGAGCAUCUGAUCUGCACACCAACGAAUAUGGACAGCGGCUCCACGCCGAAAAGCGAAAGUAGCCAAACAAGCGCGACAGCGGGAGGCGCAAAGUAUGGGGCAACAAGCGGGUCAACUUCAAGCGCAGUCGGCCAUGCAGGAGCUUCCUCCAGUGUAGUUGACAACCUCGACGAGGAGUUCGGUUUGGCGGACCUCACGAUUGGUGCGCCGAAUAUUGUCGGCGGCAUUGCGUUAUGGAUUGCAAAGAUGUCUGGGUCUGGAAGAAUGCAACUUGUGAUGCUUUUUUUGGAAUCUAAAAGAAUCUGCAUUGCAUGAACAGCAAGAGGCGUCCAGUUUUUGCUCCGCGGAGAGGGCAUUUGUCAUGCGGGAUAGGCAUCAAGAUACCCGCAAAAAAUCUGUCAUGCUUGGUCAUGCAUUACAGGCAUCAUAGCCCAUGCGAAAUAUGCAUGACAAACCUGGAAAUCUUCCAGACCCAGACAUUUUUACAGUUGAUAUGCGUUUCCAACCACGCCCGGUGGUUCCUCGAACUCCAGUCCAGUCGGGUUUUCAUCAGCGCCUGGGGUCGUGACAGACGCACCGGCUGCGACGAGAUCAUCAUCUUCAUCCUCCUCGAAUACAACUACUACGGGUAGUUCGACUGCGGGUGCAGCUGCACCGCUUCUGAAACCCCGGGCUACUGCCUUACCUCGAACGCAGGAUUUUAUUUGCGAGGCUGGUGUUGAAGAAGAGGAAGCAGGAGGACAUGAUCAUCUCCUACCCGCGCCGCCCGAGUACACACUGGCGCCGUACGAAGGUCGUGGCUUAACUGCAUCUGGAGGGGUCAUCGCAUCAACAUCUUCCAACGCUGUGAUCCCUGCUCGGGAGCACGAUGAUCCACCUACCACCUCCUCUCCUGCCCACGAGAAUCACAGCGAUUCGCUGCCAGGUUCCCACGAAGAAUAUGAAAAACUGGAGGUCUUUAUCAAGUGUAAAAAUGUCUGGGUCUGGAAGGAUGUAACUUGUGAUGCGCAUUUCAGAACACACAAAAAUCUCUGAUGCAUAGGCAGCAAAAGCUGCUCACUUUCUGUCACCAAAGUGGGGGAUUUGUCAUGCGGAUUCGGCAUUGCGGAAGCUUCUCGAAACCUGUGAUGCUAGAGCUUCCAUGCCAGACCUUCUGUGUCAUGCAGAAACAGCAUGACUCUUCCAGACCCAGACACUUUUACAUUUGAUAGUCUUUCCCGCCUCCAACGGCGGCAGCGUGGACCAGCGAUUGCCCUACGAGCCGCCCAGUAUCAAAUGUAAAAAUGUCUGGGUCUGGAAGAAUGUAAGAUUUGUGAUGCAGGUUUUCCAUGACCCAUGAGGUCUGAAAUGCGAGACCCAGCAUGACAGAUUCUUUGAGGUCUCUAUCAUGCCUUUCCUGCAUGAGAAAUAACUCCCUCUCAACUUGGUCAAAAGGGGACAGCUUUUGGCACUCAUGCAACACAGACUUUUGCAUGAUUCGGAUUUAGCAUGACAAGUUGUAAUCUUCCAGACCCAGACAUAUUAGCAAUGCAUACCCAGUUUGCACGAGCAACUGAUGGAACUGCGCCGGAAGGCGGCGCUAAACACCAGCGCCGUCAAGAAUGGUCGUUCUUCAUCGGCGAGCAGCAGCUCCUCGUCUUCAUCGUCGUCGUGCUCAAGCUCUAGCACGUCGCGAGCUGCUGGUGGGAGCAGGAAGACUGCUACGGGAUCGCAGUCGAUAUCUUCGCAAGUGGGAGCGGAUCAAGUGUUGUUGAUGAAUAUCAAUAUGCCACACACGUCAACAUAUCCUGCCGAACAUGAUCAUUCUUCAGCAAAAUCGUCGCCCUCUGCAGCGUAUGCAUAUGCAAAUAUGUCUGGGUCUGGAUGAUCGCCAGGUUUGUCAUGCAUUUUUGGCAUGACCCAUGAUGCCUGCAAUGCAUGACCUAGCAUCACAGAUUUCUAGAGGGCCUCCUGAUGCCUUUUCCGCAUGAGAAAUGCCCUCUCCAAAUAGCACAAACUGGACUCCUCUUACUGCUCAUGCAAUACAGGUUUUUUUAGAAUCCAGAGACAGCAUUACAAGUUCGCAUCCUUCCAGACCCAUCAGACCCAUUCAUUUUUGCAAUCCAUACCACGAACGGUCCCCUCUAUUCCGAGUACCGGGUGCGGCAGCUACGCCUGGGCGGAGAUGCAGCGAUGGUGAGUGAGGGUGGGGUUCCGCAGGUACUGAAAAUCUCACGUCUUUUACUUUUGUGUACGCAUGUAGUUCGUGAUCAUCGUGUAGGCUUGCACAAAGAUGAAAUUAUGCCGAACCGAAAAACUUCAACUUACUCACACCGAGUCACGUUUAUUGACUGCUUCCUCCUUGUCCUCUUUGUAGGUGUCCGACCGACCGGCCACGCACGACGAGCCCAGCGCACCGCAAAUCGUGGACCUCUUCCCGCCGUUGGAUCGGACUGACAGCAAAAAGCGAAUCUUGACGUACGACGAAGCCAACAAAGUGUACGAUCGGCUCUGGCACACCGCGGUGAAGGACGUUGCGAAAAAGCGACAGCUCGAGGAGGAGCGCCUCCGCCGCGAAGGGCCGCCGACGCACCGGGAAAACAAGACUUUGCGCGAAGUCGUCGCUGGGCGGCGGGCGAGCGACCGGCUCUACCGCGACGCGUCGAGGCGGCGAAAACGCAGCGUGUCUUCGGAAAGCAUGGGAUUGCAGGAGACACACAGCUCGGUGUUGAUGACAGCAGCUUUGGGGGGUGGAAGAAGCGUGGAGAAGGUGAAGGGAGAAAUAUGCAUUGCAAAAGUAUCGUAUUCGUAUAAUUGCAUUACAAAUUUCCUCAGCAUGAGAAAUAAAAUUUAGCUUGCGAACAAGAUUUGUAAAAAAUGCAUGUUUGCAAUUACUACGAGUGCGAUACUUUUGCACAGGAUAAGAAAGAAAGAAGAGCGACUUGGGCUCGUCGAUUGCGACGACUUCUGGAGGAUCGAAGCUGACGGAUAGUGGCUAUCAGCAAGGUAUAGGGAUACAGAUAUUACGUUUCUUACGUAGAUACGUCGUUUUUCUUUUCUCCAUUCUAGGAGAUCGGAACCGCAGCUCCUUCUGCGAAGUAUCUUUAUUUAAGUAUACACAACUUUCCAGUGGUCCGGCGUCCCCGCGUCCAGAUGCGAACCCGCAGCCGCUCCAGCAGUCUCGGGCGGGAAAGCGUCGCCGAACGGCUCUACCAGGAGGGCUUUACUUUCAAUGAACGCAGAAAGCGGAUGCAGAAGGAGUACGAGAAUGCGCUGAAGGAGCUGUCCAACCGGGCGGCGUCUAACAUCGGCAACAAGAAUAUGGCGUUCUCAAAUGUUACAUUCUCAACUGUUACAUGAUUUGUCAUGCAAAAUUGCAAUCAGAAUCGACACGAUCAAGCUGCUGCGCAUUACAAAUUCUCGAAGAGCCCAACAAGCUGGGAAUCUGUGCGAAAUCUGUCAUGCAAGACGCGCAAGGUCCCCUCUUUCACUGUUGCCGCCCUUGCGUCACAAAUCCAUGUAACAGUUGAGGAUGUAACAGUGGAGAACGCCAUAAAGAAUGGAUCUGGAGAUCAUGCCUCUAGUACCAAGCCGACAAAGGCGAACUCCAUGAAACAGUACGAGGGUGCACUUGUGUCCAAACUUGUUGACAAAGUGUUUGCCAAUGUGAUGGCACAAGAGCAGAAACGAAAGCGAGCGGAGUCGCUGAAUUCGCAACCCCAGCCAACAUCUUCCUCAUCGGAAGCGGAAGUUCCGGAUGAAGGGGUCAAAUCGGGAGCGGGUUCGAAGGUAGAAAUCGUAAGUCCUGAUGAAUUUUGUAAUAAAAUUCAAGUUUGAAGGUCAAUUUGGAAUGUAAAUGUUUCUCGGAAGCUAGAAAUUAUCGCGGAAAAUUAACAAUACAACGCAACAGCAAGCGGAAUCUUCCCCAGCGGAUCUCGGCACGCCUUCCAGUGGACCCGACGCCAGCCUUGAAGUUGAGGAGCACGACCAUACCGUGCGACAGAGCGAGUCGGGGAAGAAAUUGGUAUAUCAGAAUGAAAUCUCAUUUUCUUGCAGAACUCUCUGCUUGUUAGACCCUUGUCUCGCAAGAGAUCACGGGACGUUGCCGACAGCAACAUCUGAUGCCCAUAGUAUUGCAUUCUGUUUCUCUCUGCGCGUGCGCGAUCAUGUUGACUAUUAGGGACUUAAAGAAUAAUGGAUAGAAAGAUCGCUUUCGACUCAUCUCCAUCUGUACUUGGUCUAUCCCGCAGGUCCAGGCUGUCCGUAGCAGCUCAUCUUCGAAAACGCGACGAAAAUACGCCCCUGCCGGUAAUAUUUUUAUGGAGGACCAUAUCACGAGAAAAAAGUGUUACAGUUACACAUUUGUUGGAGUUUCUGUAUCACAAAUUUUCUCUGUGUGGCAGAGAAAACUUGUAAUGCGAAGAUCAUAAGGGAAAACAGGAAGGAAACGAGGCUCCGAAGCAUUUCCUGCAUGAGAAAGGUUGUCUCUGUUGCUAGUCUUUCAUGACAAUGUGUAACUGUAACACUUUUUUCUUGCGAUAGACCACGUGCUGAAGAACUUCUCCUCGCCCCUGCAACUGCAUAUCAACUGUAAAAAUGUCUGGGUCUGGAAGAUUCUGACACUUGUCAUGCGCGUUUUGCAUUAGCCCUGAUGUCUGUGAUGCGUGCCCUAGCAUCACAGAUUUUUUGAGAGCUUCUUGAUGCCUAUUCCGCAUGACAAAUGCCCUCUCCGCGUAGCAAAAACUGCAUUCCCCUUGGUACUCAUGCAAUACAGAUUUUUUUGGAAUCCAUAUGCAGCAUCACAAGUUGCAUUCUUCCAAACCCAGACAUUUUUACAUCUGAUACUGCAAACACUGAUGCUGAAAUCCCCGCCUGCGUUGAUCACCAUCCGCGGGAAGGAAAAGCUCCUUAGCGCCCAGCCGCUGCCCGGCGGGGCGACAGUCUUCGUCCGCGACCCGAGUAGGAGCCGAAGCAAGACGCGGGACCAGGAUCGGAGCGGGAGCAGGGUAGAUGACAAGCAUCAAAAUGGUGUAGUUCUUACAACGACAUCAAGUGCGGUAAGUUCAGCGACCAUAAUUUCCGCGGGUAGCGAUGAAAAUGCUACUUCGUUCAGCACGGGAGGGAAGAUGAACAAUCAGCAGAUGUUGAAACUACAGCACCCGCCGGAGCAGGAGAAUUCUUAUUCCACAUCUACCGAUCGCAUCACCGCGAAGAACACAGCAGCUAACGCCGCGACCCGACCCCGCAGCGUCAGCGAAGACGCGGGUUUAGCGGAUAAAAAUUAUCAUGCCGCAUCUGGUAAUAGUAUAACCGGCUACAAAGGCGCGAAGCAAGAGCACAUCGUGAAUAGCAGUCGCCACGCCAGCACCGGGCGAGCAACACAAUAUGCUAGUACGACAAUGAACAGUACGCCCCCAAAUGCAACACAGUUUGGAAUUGGUUCGACGACGAGUUUGACCUCCAGUGUGUUUUUUGCAUCGCCCGUGCGGUCGCUGAAAAGUAACAGCAGUCCUUACGGAAUGAUCGCCGGACUGGUCGCGCAAAACGGUGGGGGAACAAUAACAAACAGUGGAUCCAAGAAGCCUGCGAUAACCUCCAUGACGUCUGGUUCCCCAAUGAAGCCCAUGUACAAUCCGCCACCAAGACCGCAUUACAGCCAGCUACCGCGGCCGAUAGACAAUCAGACUGCAGGAGGUGGCUCCUCUUUCACUAUUGGGCCAACGACAAGUGGAAAUACGUCGGGAUCGCUUCCGACAUCCCUGGCUGCGCAGUCUCGUCCCGGGUUUCGACAAGCAACCACGAGACCCAGCCCACAAAAAUCGUCAAACUACUUUAUGCAGCGGGUGUUGAAGACAUGACCAUGAGGGGGGAGGUAGCGAGCAGCUGUUUCAAAAUAGAAAGAACCAGAGCGACAUCAAAACUACUUGCAGAGUCAAUGGCUGAACUCAACCGAGCGAAAGCCUCUGUGUGCGCAAUCACGUUAGAUCAAGUACUCCUAAUAUGAAUAGCAGAACCGACCUGGAUAAUUAGCUUGCGAGCAUCGACGAUAAAAAAACGAACUUGUUUUCUUUUGUUUCAACCAAUGUAGUCCUACUAAAUCAAUGCCACAGGCGUCCUGAAUAGGAUGCAAAAGCUAGAAAACCGAGAGGUCUCAGGCACCGUAAUGGUUACACUAUAGAACACUUAUUUCACGACCUGAUGAAUAAUGAAAAUGAUGUGAACUCGUUUUUUCUGUUUUACGUCAUGGCCAGAUAGCUUGGACUUCGGAACAACGGAGCAGGAAAGAAGGAAACAAAACGACAGAGCUACGGUAAAUGAAAUCGGAUGAACCCUGCCGCUUUAUUUGAAGUCAAUGAGUGUGAUGUCGAGAUAGAAGAGAAGAUGCAUGGUUUGCCACUACUAGCCUUCACGGCCAGAAGCGGACGAAACGGU